This is a messenger RNA of Trichophyton verrucosum HKI 0517, 1263 nucleotides long. RefSeq lists its product as uncharacterized. The coding region runs from base 1 to 1263 and encodes 420 amino acids. Gene Ontology annotation, cellular component: cytoplasm; eukaryotic translation initiation factor 3 complex. The transcript has 5 exons. The record is from RefSeq and is a predicted model, not a curated record. Lineage: Eukaryota; Fungi; Ascomycota; Eurotiomycetes; Onygenales; Arthrodermataceae. Gene Ontology annotation, molecular function: translation initiation factor activity.
AUGACGCUUCGUUGGGCAGGAAAAAAAAGCGACAGAAAAGAAAAAGCAGAAAAAAAAAAGAAGAAGAAAAGGACGACGGAACUUCGCACACACGCGAAACGCACAGAGAAGACAGAGAGCGAGCGAGGACGUCUUGACAUCGAUCAGGUAGUCACCUUUCGGUUAAGCAUCCAAGAGAUUCUCGAUUUGCGAUAUCCAGCGAACAACCAGCCAGUGCGCCAGCCAACUCCCCCACCACGAACACCCCAGACUCCGUCGACCACCGCCAGCGACCAACGACCACCACGGAAUAGAAGAGAGAAAGCGAUAUCAACUAGAAUCAAGAAGAAACAAAGCCUAGCAAUCAUGCCGCCGUCAAAGUGGGGGUUCUCUCGCGUGGAUGUGUUGGCAAGCACAUCAGCUACAUUAUCAUACAUGAAGCACGAACACCUUGCUUGGUUAAACCUCCGGAAGAGCGAAGAUGAAGAGAGUACGCCUCCAUCAUCACCACCACCAGUAGCUGCCGUUGCGCGCCGCAAGUUUGAUGACGAAGAAGACAGUGACGAUGUUCUCGAUGACUGGGAGGCUGCCGAGGACAGCGAAGUUGAGCGUGAGAAGGCCCAGAAGGCCGCUGCUGCCAAAGCAAAAGCCGAGGCCGAAGCGUUAGCAAAUAAGAAGAGCCGCUCCCAGCGAAUAGCCGAGCACCAGGCCGCCGCUGCACGACGACGAGCAGAGCAAGAGUCGGAGGAAGAAAGCGAUUCUGAAGAAGAUCUAGCCGCCAAGCGUGAGAAGCUACGCCGAACCGAACAAGAUGCGGACCUGAAGCAUGCUGAAGACCUAUUCGGAGACAUCGACUUGAACCGCACCCGCAACCGCACCGCACCAAGCAAGAGCGUGAUAUCAGAUGCCAACGACCCGACCAAAUCCAUCGAUCUAGCCUCAAUUCCUCUCUUCAAACCCAGCACAAAACUACAAUUUACGGCCCUGACCAAUGCCCUCGUGCCACUACUAACAGCCCAGGCCAAGAACCCAGCAUAUACCCUCUGGCUGCAGGACUUCACCAAGCAACUAGUCAAGGAUCUCCCCAGCCAGGAAAUCAAGAAGAUUGCCAGUGCCAUGACGGCUGCCAGCAACGAGAAGCUCAAGGAAGAAAAGGCGGCUGAUAAGAGUGGAAAGAAGACCAAGGCCGCUAAGACCAAGACUAGCCUUGUUGCUACUCGUGGAGCAGACCUAAACGCUUAUGAUGAUGUUGGUGACGAUCUUGGAGAUGACGAUUUUAUGUGA